Molecule: messenger RNA, 1540 nt
Organism: Cryptomeria japonica (Japanese cedar)
Lineage: Eukaryota; Viridiplantae; Streptophyta; Pinopsida; Cupressales; Cupressaceae
Exons: 1
Coding region: 339-1220 (293 amino acids)
Source: RefSeq, a predicted model, not a curated record
CUUGGCUUUCACUUGGAAGCUGCCUCAGAAAAAUUUGCACCUUUCUGACCACUACUAUUUCAAACGCAUACAAAUCUUCUGGAAAAUCAGAUCGUGGCUCCACGCCAUUGACGCAUACAAUUAAAAAAUAUUUUAAAUGAGACGCUGAGUAUUAGCAGCGGUUUGAAUCUUCUCACCAAAUCGUAUAUACAAUUAUGAAACUUCCAAAAAUUAUAAAUAGAAUACAAUCACUGUUUUUCUUCUCAUUCCAGAGAUCCAUUUAACAAGUUUUUCUGUUCUCCAUUGCUUUGCAUCUCUUUAGUAAUUUGAGAAAUCGGCGCAUAAAGAGAAAGAAAAAGAUGGCUUUUCAGUGUGAAGAAAGAAUGUGCGGUGUCCAAGAUCUUUAUGCAGAUUCAAUGGCGGAAUCGGAUGCUGAGGAGACACUUUCGUUCUGUGACAUGCUUCUUUACGACAGUGCCGGAACGGUGAGCCCGCAGAGGGUUUCGACCGCUGAUUCUUCAGAUCACCACGAAUUCCUCUUCGAUUUGGCCUUUGGGAGCACUGCUUCCAUGGCGAAUUGUACCUCUUCUGCUGACGAUCUGUUCCACAAAGGCCGCCUCCUUCCUCUCACUGAAUGCACUGCGCAUUUGCCUUGCAGCGAUUCGUAUUCUUUCAAGCAAAUCGAGGGCCUUUUAAAGGAAGAUCUUCAAGCGUGGAGAUCUCAAUCGCUGGAAUCAAAUUCAAGCUUCUGGACCAGCUCUAGCUCCAACAGUUCUCAAGCUUCACAGAGAAGCAUCAAUUACUCAGCCUCGCACAAGGGUUUGAGGGCUUCAAAUUCAACCGCGGCGACCAUUAAAACAAAAGGCAUAGCAAAUUGGAGCGCAUUCUCAUCUGGUUCGCGCAGUAAAAAGUCUCCAAAAUGGCUACAGUUUUUAAGUUUUGGGGUAAUUAAAGCUCCUAGUGGAAUGGAGCUGGAAGAAAUGCGUCUCAGGCAAUGUAAACGCAAUGACAGUGGCUUGGAUCAGUCUGCUCUUAAGCGGUCGGUUUCGAGCUAUUACGAAGAGGGGCCAAUUCUAAAGAAAAAGGCAGCGUCUUUUCACCAGAGAUCAAAGUCCGUCAAGGAGAAUAAGCGGGCCGUUGAGGCUCCCCAAACCAAGGGCUUCAGGAUGUUUACCUUAUUAAACAAUUGUAAAUUUUCUGUCAGUUCUUUCAUUAACUGCACAAAAACAGUAGUCCUUUGAAACGGAAUGGUUAGUCUCGUUUACAAAAGUGUCCCCUCUAUACUGAUGAGAAUUCAGUAAAUUUGGCUCCGGAUUCCAACAACUGUGGAGCAGGAUGCGUGCCCGCAGCUCGACGGAUUAUGAAAAGGGUUCCGAAGCUCGGCUGAAAUUCGAUGGCCGUAUGACCGUGUUUUUAACUUUUCAACAAUACGAUCAAUGCGUAUGGGAAUCUGUAUCAAAUGAAUGGUACAAUUUUGAUGGUUCUUAUUCGAGGAAAGAAGAGUGUAAAAGCACCUUAAUAUGUGUUUAAUGAGCAAGGAUGGAUUUGUAAAUAAAAAAUG